AUUCGAGAAAUUGUAACUCGCCAUAUAUCCAGUCAUGCAAAACAGGAUGUAUAUUAUCAUCCACCAUAUGGCAAGAAGCUGCGAUCAUUAGUGGAAAUUGGAAAGUACUUGAAUCAAGAAAACAUGACUGCUUUGCUGACAGUGGACAACUUCACCUUCUUUGCGGAACCUCUAGGUUAUGGAGAGCCCUUCGAAGUCACCCGAGGAGCAAUUAUGAGGUCACCAUUUGCCUCAAAAACAAAUGGUAGUCCCAAAAAGGAACCAAAUUUGACUCCAAAGAAAGGAUAUCACAUAACGAAAUCAAAACCUACACCAAAAACCAAAACGAAACCCAAGACAAAGGCUAAAUCAGCCAAGCAAAAGUCAGUGGAGAAAGUGGCUAAACCAGCUCAGGUGGCAGAAUCUUCUGAUGAAGAAUAUCAAGUGAUCACAGAAAUUGCAGAAAGCGAUGAGAGUGUAGCCUUACAUUUAGCAGAGACUGACACUUUGGAAAUUGGUCACCAGGCUGAAGCAGUAGUUAAAAAUACUGAAGUACAAAUCAAGAAGAAAAUAACACAUGGCAGUAGACAAGGAAAUAUGUUUAGUAGUCCAGAAAGAAAUUAUCUUUACCAGGAAAUAAAAAAUGCAAAGUGCAGUGCCAUUACUCAGAGUAUGGUGGUUGCUCCUGGUAGUGUCAUUGAGAGCUAUAUUACCAGAACUGGAAGCCCCAAACGAAUCAGGAUAACAGCUGAAAACAAGAAUGGAAAUAGCUCAAUGAACAAGAAGAUGGCAGAGCAUUUCCAAAAUGUACAAAAGCCAGUAGACUCUCAGGAAGAUCAACUAUCACCAAAGGAAAAUCAUUCCCUAAAGGUUAAUGAAACACAUGAAGAAGAACAUAGUAACCAGCAUGAAACAGAAGAAAUUAGUAGGAGUAGGCAUAAUAAUUAUAUUUCCCUCAGCCCUCUGGGUAUAAGUGUUAGAGAUGAACAUAACGAGGUUAGUGAAACAGCAGCUCAUAAAAUAUCAAAAACAAAGAGAAUAGAGAAGAAUAUGAAUGGUACACAGUUAACAGGAAAGGAGAAGCUAGGUGUCCAAACGAACAAAAUAAAUAAAGAAAAAACUUUGCCCAGCGAAGUAUUGUUUGUAGCAUCAGGAAUCCUAGAAAACUUUGAGGAAGACCAUGCUAAAGCAACAGAACUUUCAAGUAACACUUUGUCAACGAUCUUACCUACAUUGCAUAUUAAAGAAGAGCCAGUAGAAAAUGAGUUCCUUCCUGUCAUAUCCAGUGUAAAAAGUGGGAAGGAAGUAGAAGAAAUGUUAGAGACUUCUGAGGAGCCCAUCAGACUGUGGCUUGAUCAAAUUCCAAAUCCACAGAAAGCACAAAGAGGAACAGCAAUUGGAGCUCAGCCAAGAAGUGCUAACAGUUACCGAACAAAUGGGCAAAAGACAGAUAAGACAACAGUAGUUUCUAGAAUACAGCUUAAAACAAAUUUUCUAGGCUCAACCAAUAUUGUUAAAGAACAAAAUUUUGUUCCACAGAAUGACCAAUCUACACCAACAGUACCAUUCCGGGUUAGUUCUAUAAAAAAAGGACCUAGCUCUAUGCAGAACCCAGCCACUACUUCUGACUCCAUGCAGAAUCCAGUCACUAUUACAGAUUCUAUGCAGAAUUUUGCCCAGCUAAUAACCAUCAAGAGCAAACAGUCUGCCACGUUGCCAUUAAAUCCAAACCAACCCGGCACAGCAGAUACACAGGUACAACAAACGCAUCUGAAUUCCUUUGCUCAUGUUCCUGGAACCUCUGUUGCAUCUAGGAUUUAUCCCUCAUUAGCUUCAUUUACUCCUCAAAUAGUCAUCAAUGCUAAACAACCUCCAGAUCCUCAGUCUGCCUCCUUCCUGUUGAAACCAAAUCAUUCAGAUGCAGCAUAUUUACAGCUUUCUAACACACCUCUGCACUCUGUUGCUUCUCGUGUGCCUGGAAAUCCAGUUGUUUCUUUGCCUUCAUUUUCUCCUCUAGCUAUCAGCACAAAACCACCUCCAAUCUCUCACUCAGCCAACCUACCACUAAAUCCAAACAAGUCACAUGCAGCUGAUAAACAAGCACGUUACACGCCACUGUACUCAUUGGACCCCAAUAAACCAGUGACUUCUGUUGCUUAUCAGAUAUGUUUACAGCAUAUGUGGUACUUUUAUAUUUAUAUUAGAAAUGCGUUUCAGAACCAUUUAGCUUUUAGUAUGUCUGCAGUCCCAUGUACACAGGUUGUUAAGUAUUUAUGUUCUUUAACAUUAUAUUGUCAUUUAAAUCAUCAACUUAGAGUAUCAGAGUUAAACUUGUGCUCUCCUCCUUCACUUGGAUAUAAGAGAUUGGAUUACUACUAA
Messenger RNA from Penaeus monodon (black tiger shrimp), 2358 nucleotides. RefSeq lists its product as uncharacterized. NCBI's taxonomy places the organism in Eukaryota, Metazoa, Arthropoda, Malacostraca, Decapoda, Penaeidae. The record is from RefSeq and is a predicted model, not a curated record.